Paramuricea clavata is the source of this 552-nucleotide messenger RNA. The record is from the annotation of a GenBank genome assembly. Lineage: Eukaryota; Metazoa; Cnidaria; Anthozoa; Malacalcyonacea; Plexauridae.
AUGGGAGUUCUGCUAUUAGAAAAGGGAGUUCUGCUAUUUGAAAAGAAAGCUCCGUUAUUCGAAAAGGAAGUUCUGCUAUUUGAAAAGAAAGCUCCGCUAUUUGAAAAGGGAGUUCUGCUAUUUGAAAAGAAAGUUCCGCUUUUUGAAAGGGGAGUUCUGCUAUUUGAAAAGAAUGCUCCGCUAUUUCAAAAGGUAUCACUGCUAUUUGAAAAGAAUGCUCCGCUAUUUGAAAAAAGAGUUCUGCUAUUUGAAAAGGAUGUUCCGCUAUUUGAAAAGGGAGUUCUGCUAUUUGAAAAGAAAGUUCUGCUAUUUGAAAAGGGAGUUCUGCUAUUUGAAAAGAAUGCUCCGCUAUUUGAAAAGAGAGUUCUGCUACUUGAGGAGAAAGUUCCUCUAAUUGAAAAGGGAGUUCUGCUAUUUCAAAAGAAUGUUCCGCUAUUUGAAAAGGCAGUUCUGCUAUUUGCAAAGAAUGCUCCGCUAUUUGAAAAGGGAGUUGUUCUAUUUGAAAAGUAUGCUCCGCUAUUUGAAAAUAGAGUUCUGCUAUUUGAAAAGUAA